UCUAGGUACAAUAUCCUUUUGACGGGCUUUAUUUUUCCGCCCUCUCUUUCUGAAGCGCGCUUGCAAUCUCUCCGUCUACAAACAAUCAUGCGCCCAGCGUCAACGUCCCUGGUGGAGGACGACUUUGUGCGCGAGGUGAAUUCCGACUUGGAUACGCCCAACUCGGCGACCUUUUACAACGCGCUGCCCGUCUUGCGCGGGUCGUUCCAGCCGCUCGAAAAGCGCGUCGAAAAGGAGCGGCACGACCUCAAGAAGGUCGCCAAGGUCGUCAAGUCGAUUCUCCAGUCGGCCCCGCAGCAUGUGCAGCUGGAAACAACGUUUGCAGAGUGCCUGAAUGAGUUUGGCGACUUGGAAAUGGCGCGCGACGACGAGACAGCAUCGCAUGUCGGCAUGUCCUUCCUCAAGUUCUCGGUCGUUGCGAAAGAGCUCGUCCACCUUGAGGCGGACCUGCACAAAAAGAUGAACAACAUUCUGCUCUUCCCGCUCGAUGCCAUGCUCAAGGCAGAAUCGCCUGCCGACCUCAAAAAGCAGUACGAGCGACAGCUUGCCGUGUACGAGUCGCUCAAGGCCAAGAGCGAGAAGAAGAACUUCAAGGACGAGGCUGAACGUGUGGAUGCCGAGCAGGACGCCGAUCGAGGCAAGCGCAUGCUCCAAAUCCAGACGUGCGACUAUCUGAUCAAGAUGAAGGAGCUCAAGGCCAAGAAGGACAUUGAGUUUGUUCGCCACCUCACCGAAUACUACCAUGCUCAGUUCUCCUACUUUGAACAAGCCAAGCAAACCCUUGAGAAUAUUCAUUCGUUCGUCGAGACGAUCAGCGGUGCAGCGCAAGAGUGGAAGAGCCAGCACGAAGAAGAAAAGAAGGUUCUUGUAACUCUUCGGGACAACAUUCGCAACACGCUGCCCGCUGACAAGGUUGGCGGAACUCCUAGCGGCACCGUGCUGCUGGCUGCACCCAAAUCUGACAAGACCAAAGGAACGGAACGAAGCGGCUAUCUGCAAAAGCGCAGCGAAAAUGUCGUCAAAGCGUGGCAAAAGCGCUGGUGUGUUGUGCGAAACGGCACUCUGUCACUUUCUCAUUCACCUGAAACCGAACCCACUGUCAACCUCAAUCUCAUGACUGCCUCGAUUCGCGAAAAUCCUCCUGCAAGCGAUGUUGGCGACCGUCGAUUCUGCUUCUAUCUCAUCACUCAGGGCCGCACCUAUGUCUUCCAAGCUGAAAGCGAGUCGGGCAUGUCGGCGUGGAUUGCUGUCAUUCGAAACUCGAUUGAGGAGCAGUUUGAGCACACUAUUUCAGGACCAGCUGCGGACGAUACACCUCUGGGUCCGCAUGCGGCCGCUUGCGCUCAACAAGCCAAGGACAAAUUGGUGGAAUGGAUUGCUGAUAUUCGCGCCCUUCCUGGAAACAACCGCUGUGUGGACUGCGAUGCGGCCGAUCCAGAGUGGGCAUCCCUCAACCUUGGUAUCAUGAUGUGCAUUGACUGCUCUGGAGUGCACCGCGAGCUUGGUGUGCACAUUUCCAAAGUCAGGUCCUUUGUUCUGGAUAACAUCAACCCAUCCGAGCUGCUGAUUCUCAAGUCGCUCGGAAACACGGCAGUCAACGUCAUCUACGAGAGUGCCCUCAGCGCGACCAAGCCCAGCCCGCAGUCCUCCAUGGAUGACCGCAAGACUUUCAUCUAUGCCAAGUAUCGUGACCGCGCCUAUGUUCGGGCUGUCUAUCCUCCCGACUCCGAGCUCACAGAACUGUUCGCUGCCAUCCAUGACCGUCGCGUGAACACUAUUUUGCAGCUCAAGGCCCAAGGAAUGGACUUCAACCAGUCCAUCACACAAGACGGCAUCGAGACGUAUGCCGUGCAUCGCGCAGUUGCCGAAGAUUCCGUGCUUGCGCUCGAUUUCAUGGCACACAACAUGGCUCGCAUUGACUUGGUCGAUCGCCAGGGCUAUACGCCGCUAACCCUUGCUGCGUAUUACGACCACAUUAACUGCGCUCGCGUGCUGCUGCGAAGUGGCGCCAUGUCCGAGUGCAAGACUGCCGAGUCGUGCGUUCCUCUGCAGGUCGCGCGCACCAAUUACAGCGAGGAGACAGCGCGCCUGCUCGACAUGGCCAUUGAGGAUGGCUUGCUAGACUGGUACACGGUGCCCACCAUCGAGUUCCCCACGCCGGCUGUGGCUUCGCGAGCCAGCACGACCAGUCGCAACCAAGCUCCAGGACGACCCCAGACAGCACCUGCAGCAGCUGCGGCAACGCCAGCGGCGACCACGCCGCCCAACCCCAACGCUGCUGGUCGGCCAGUGCCGGUUCCGCGCGGUGCAAGCAAGGCCGCCGUCGCUGAUUCUGUUGACACGGCAACCUUGAUUGCACUCGCCACGGGCGAUGAUGCCGAUUCGGUCAAGCCUACACCACGGCCACGCACCAUUGCCCAAAAGCCUGGAGAGUCAUUCACCCCGCAGGCGACGACGGGAAGUCCAGUACCGGCGGCCCGAGCACCCGCGGCCUCGGCGGCGGCAGUGUCGGCAUCUCCUGUUCCUGCAGCCCGCGCCAGCCGACAGCGUGCCAUCGCACUGUACGAUUGCUCGGGUGAGGACGACACUGAGCUUUCCUUCCGCAAAGGCGAUAUUAUUCUAGUGUACGAAGACCAAGAUGACGGCUGGAGCGUUGGUCGUCUGGAGAAUGGCAAGGACAAGAAAAUCUUCCCGUCCAACUAUGUUCAGCGGUUGUGAGAACAAUCGAUAUUUUUAGGCGCUGUCGGCCUUUGGUGUGGAAAGCGCCGUGGGUUGUGAAUGUGUGUGUGCAUGCGUGUGUGCGUGUGUGUGUGAGUAUGUGUGUAUGUGUGUGGUGUGCUGGUUGUGCAUUAUGUGAUUAAUAAUAGGAUGUUUAUCAUUG
Capsaspora owczarzaki ATCC 30864 is the source of this 2881-nucleotide messenger RNA. RefSeq names its product development and differentiation enhancing factor 2. Gene Ontology annotation, biological process: positive regulation of GTPase activity. Lineage: Eukaryota; Filasterea; Ministeriida; Capsasporidae. The record is from RefSeq and is a predicted model, not a curated record. Gene Ontology annotation, molecular function: GTPase activator activity; protein binding. Bases 88 to 2718 code for a protein of 876 amino acids. The transcript is spliced from 8 exons. Gene Ontology annotation, cellular component: cytoplasm.